AUGUCGAACAAAGCGGACUCGGAGAGCAUCUCUGCGUAUGGAGCUGCGCGUUCUACAAUCCCCGGGAAGCCGCUCUCCGCCGAAGAUGUCCGCAAGACCGACGCCUAUUUCCGGGCGAGCUUGUACCUCUGCCUGGGCAUGCUCUAUCUGCGCGAGAAUCCCCUUCUCAAGGAGCCUUUACGACGCGAACACCUUAAAUCUCGACUGCUAGGCCACUGGGGAUCUGAUGCCGGCCAGUCUUUUACUUGGAUCCACAUGAACCGCCUGAUCAAGAAGUAUGACCUUGAUGUACUCUUCGUCUCUGGACCUGGACAUGGCGCUCCUGGAAUCAUCUCCCAGUCGUAUCUUGAAGGCGUCUACUCGGAAGUCUACCCCGACAAGGCUGAGGAUGAGCGAGGCAUGCAGAGGUUCUUCAAACAGUUCUCUUUCCCUGGUGGCAUUGGCAGCCAUGCUACGCCCGAGACGCCGGGCAGUUUACACGAGGGUGGCGAGCUGGGAUAUUCCAUCUCUCACGCCUUUGGAACUGUCUUUGACCAUCCCAACUUAAUCACGCUUACGAUGGUUGGCGAUGGCGAGGCGGAGACUGGACCUCUCGCUACGAGCUGGCACAGCAACAAGUUCUUGAAUCCGAUUACCGAUGGUGCUGUUCUGCCUGUUCUUCAUCUGAACGGGUACAAGAUCAACAAUCCUACUGUACUUGCUCGAAUCCCUCACCCGGAAUUAGAAGCACUGUUCCGCGGAUAUGGAUGGUCACCGUACUUUGUCGAGGGCAGCGACCUUCCAAGCAUGCACCAGGCAAUGGCCGCUACCCUCGAGCAUUGCGUGUUGGAGAUAAAGAAGAUCCAAAAAGAAGCCCGCGACUCGAAAAAGGCUUCCCGAGGUCACUGGCCUAUGAUUAUCCUGCGCUCUCCGAAAGGCUGGACUGCGCCCCGCGAAGUCGACGGAAAACUCCUUGAAGGCUUCUGGCGCGCUCACCAGAUCCCAAUCACCGACGUCUUGACCAACCAGUCACACUUGAAAUUCUUGGAAUCCUGGAUGAAGAGCUACGGGCCUGAGCGAUUGUUCAAAGAUGGAAAAUUGAUUCCUGAGUUGAAGGAACUCGCCCCCAAAGGCAACUUCCGAAUGAGCGCCAACCCUGUCUCUAACGGUGGUCUCCUACGCAGACCACUCGAUAUGCCCGACUUCCGCGACUACGCUCUCAAAGACCUUGAGCCUGGAGUGUCAGUCCGUCCCAGCAUGGCCAACAUGGCCAAGUUCCUCCGGGACGUCGUCGGCAACAAUAUGACCUCGUUCCGCGUCUUUGGCCCAGACGAGACCGAGUCCAACAAACUCUCCGAGAUCUACAAAGCAGGCAAGAAAGUCUGGUUGGGAGAAUACUUCGACGAGGAUAACGACGGAGGAAACCUCACCACAACCGGCCGCGUCAUGGAAAUGCUCAGCGAGCACACCUGCGAAGGCUGGCUAGAAGGCUACGUCCUGUCCGGCCGCCACGGGCUCCUCAACAGCUACGAGCCAUUCAUCCACAUCAUCGACUCGAUGGUCAACCAACACUGCAAAUGGAUCGAGAAAUGCCUCGAAGUCGAAUGGCGCGCCAAGGUCGCCUCGCUCAACAUCCUGCUCACCUCCACCGUCUGGCGCCAGGACCACAACGGCUUCACCCACCAAGACCCAGGCUUCCUCGACGUCGUCGCCAACAAAUCCCCCGAAGUCGUCCGCAUCUACCUCCCACCCGACGGAAACACCCUCCUCUCCGUAACAGACCACUGCCUCCGCAGCGCCAACUACGUCAACGUCAUCGUCGCCGACAAGCAAGAGCACAUCCAAUUCCUGAACAAGGACGACGCAAUCUCGCACUGCACCAAAGGGCUCGGAAUCUGGGACUGGGCCAGCAACGACCAAGGCAGCGAGCCGGACGUCGUCAUGGCCGCCUGCGGCGACGUUCCCACCCACGAAGCCCUCGCCGCAACAGACCUGCUGCGACGCCACGUCCCCGGUCUGAAAAUCCGCUUCGUCAACGUCGUCGACCUCUUCAAGCUCAUUUCCACAGUAAACCACCCGCACGGCAUGCCGGAUCGCCAGUGGAAAGCCGUCUUCACCACGGACAAGCCUAUCAUCUUCAGUUUCCACUCGUACCCGUGGCUCGUGCACAGGCUUACAUAUAAACGGCCCGGCCAGCGUAACCUGCAUGUGCGCGGGUAUAAAGAAAAGGGAAACAUCGACACGCCGUUUGAGCUGGCGGUGCGCAAUCAGACGGAUCGGUAUAGUCUUGCGAUUGAUGCGAUUGACCGGAUUGAGUCGUUGGGGAAUAGGGCGGCGGGGGCGAGGGAGAGGUUUUUGAAUCUGCAGAUGCUGGCGAGGAAUGAGGCGUAUGAUAAUGGGGUUGAUCCGGAUUAUAUUCGCAAUUGGACGUGGAAUUAUCCGAGGGUGUCGUAG
Messenger RNA from Aspergillus puulaauensis, 2433 nucleotides. Its product is annotated as phosphoketolase family protein. Bases 1 to 2433 code for a protein of 810 amino acids. NCBI's taxonomy places the organism in Eukaryota, Fungi, Ascomycota, Eurotiomycetes, Eurotiales, Aspergillaceae. Gene Ontology annotation, molecular function: aldehyde-lyase activity. The record is from RefSeq and is a predicted model, not a curated record. Gene Ontology annotation, biological process: carbohydrate metabolic process. The transcript has a single exon.